This is a messenger RNA of Anguilla rostrata (American eel), 4578 nucleotides long. RefSeq names its product E3 ubiquitin-protein ligase arih1-like. Gene Ontology annotation, biological process: ubiquitin-dependent protein catabolic process; protein polyubiquitination; positive regulation of proteasomal ubiquitin-dependent protein catabolic process. Gene Ontology annotation, molecular function: ubiquitin conjugating enzyme binding; zinc ion binding; ubiquitin protein ligase activity. The record is from RefSeq and is a predicted model, not a curated record. The transcript has 14 exons. Gene Ontology annotation, cellular component: cytoplasm; nucleus; ubiquitin ligase complex. The coding region runs from base 237 to 1847 and encodes 536 amino acids. NCBI's taxonomy places the organism in Eukaryota, Metazoa, Chordata, Actinopteri, Anguilliformes, Anguillidae.
UAAAUUGCUACAGUUUUUUUUUUUUACUUUUCCGCGUGACGUAGGGUCACAGUUGGUUCAUUACAUCGCGUCCUUUUGUUGGCCCAGUAGCCGCGGCGCUUGUGUUGUUAUUUUCUCUACAACUGAAAUUUUGAAGUCAUAUUUCGUUUGGGGAUUUGUUUUUUGGCCUUGUGUAUUGUCAGUCGCGUGUCUCUCAUCUGUACAAUUUCUUGUCCUUAACUAAAAUUAACCUAGUAAUGGACUCGGACGAGGGUUACAAUUAUGAAUUCGACGACGAGGAAGAGGAAUGCAGCGAAGAUAGCGGAGAAGAGGAGCCCGAAGACGACACCCUGGAGAUCGGAGAUGUGGAGCUGGUCGAUCCCGUCGUGGCCGGUGGUGAACGGGACGAGUGCGCGGACACCGGGAGCAGUAGCCUCGGUCCUAGCCAAGAUGAAGAGGACUACCGUUUCGAAGUGUUGACUGCCGAACAGAUCCUCCAGCAUAUGGUGGAGUGUAUCAGGGAGGUCAACGAGGUCAUCCAGAAUCCUGCAACCAUCACAAGAAUACUUCUCAGCCACUUCAACUGGGACAAAGAGAAGCUGAUGGAAAGGUACUUUGACGGGAACCUGGACAAGCUGUUCUCAGAAUGUCACGUCAUAAACCCCAGCAAGAAGUCUCGGACACGACUGAUGAACACGAGAUCUUCAGCACAGGACAUGCACUGUCAGAUCUGCUACCUGAACUACCCUAAUUCGUACUUCACUGGCCUGGAGUGUGGACACAAGUUCUGCAUGCAGUGUUGGGGGGACUACUUAACAACCAAAAUCAUAGAGGAAGGAAUGGGACAGACCAUUUCCUGUCCUGCUCAUAACUGUGACAUUCUGGUGGAUGACAACACCGUAAUGAGGCUGAUAACAGAUUCAAAAGUGAAGUUAAAGUACCAACACUUAAUAACCAAUAGUUUUGUACAGUGCAAUCGACUGUUGAAAUGGUGUCCGGCUCCAGACUGCCACCAUGUGGUUAAAGUGCAGUACCCUGACGCCAAGCCCGUCAGAUGCAAUUGCGGACGCCAGUUCUGCUUCAGUUGUGGCGAGAACUGGCACGACCCCGUCAAGUGCAAGUGGUUGAGGAAAUGGAUAAAAAAGUGUGACGACGACAGCGAGACCUCCAACUGGAUCGCAGCGAACACGAAGGAGUGUCCCAAAUGCCACGUCACCAUUGAGAAGGACGGCGGCUGUAAUCACAUGGUGUGCCGGAACCAGAACUGCAAAGCGGAGUUCUGUUGGGUCUGCCUGGGGCCCUGGGAGCCUCACGGCUCAGCCUGGUACAACUGCAAUCGCUACAACGAAGACGACGCCAAGGCGGCGCGAGACGCCCAAGAGGUAACCACAGCUGCCCUGCCGUUGCAGCGUUCCCGGGCGGCCCUGCAGCGCUACCUGUUCUACUGCAACCGCUACAUGAACCACAUGCAGAGCCUGCGCUUCGAGCACAAGCUCUACGCCCAGGUCAAGCAGAAGAUGGAGGAGAUGCAGCAGCACAACAUGUCCUGGAUCGAGGUGCAGUUCCUCAAGAAGGCCGUGGACGUGCUCUGCCAGUGCCGCUCCACCCUCAUGUUCACCUACGUCUUCGCUUUCUACCUCAAGAAGAAUAAUCAGUCCAUUAUCUUCGAGAACAAUCAGGCAGACCUGGAGAACGCCACUGAGGUGUUGUCUGGAUACUUGGAGCGGGACAUUUCCCAGGAUUCCUUGCAGGACAUCAAACAGAAAGUGCAGGAUAAAUACAGAUACUGUGAGAGCCGGCGGAGGGUGCUGCUGCAGCACGUGCAUGAAGGCUACGAGAAGGACCUGUGGGAGUACAUAGAGGACUGAGCCCCUGCCCCGCCCACCCUGAUUCAACACGCCCCCCUCGCACCACAAACUCUCUGAGCGCAACCUGGCGACAAGCGCUGCCAUGGCGACGCUGCGCUGCACCAGCCUCUGCUGUUACUGCUGGUCUUUGACUCCACCCCCCCUCCCCCCAAAUUCUUUUUCAUGGAAUUAAAAUAUAUUGAAAUAAAAUAUAGAAUAUUAAAAAUAUUAAUUGUACAACAGUAUUGUUAGCAGCAGAGUUGGAGAGUGACAAUUGAAACCACCAACCUCCCCCCCAGUCCCCCCUUCCUUUUCUCUGGCUUGUACUGUGACUUUUUUUUUUUUUUUUUUGUAACUGCCUUCUUUUCUUUUUUUGGUAUGACUUUUGGUUCUCUUUAGAGAUUAUUUUACAUCUCCCUGUGUGCAGAGGAAAGGACUUUGCUUUCAAAAAGGCUUUCGGAGUCCUGACCAUUUCGGCCGACUGUGGUGAGACCUCCUGUAGGGUCGAUGAAAGUGGAUCGGCUGAAUUUGGGACAAAACUUUUUUGGUAAAAAAAGAAAAUGAGGGGAAAAAAAAAAAAAAACGAAAUCAGUAUUUUCAAUUUGUAAAUAAGGCAUAUGCAUGGAAGUUUAACCGCAAGCGUGGCACGUGUUUGCAUAAUUCUUAAAAUUUAAAAUAUUUAUUCUUUACAAAAUAUUCGAGAAGAUGUAUAUUUGCUGUGUAGAUUAAGUAUUCCUCCCUGUUUUUUAUGUUGGAAGCGAGGGUAACUGGGGGCUGGCCAGAUUAAAUAAAUUUAACCCCAGACUACACCGCCUACUUCACCCACUACCGCACCAUGCUCUGAAACAGUAAACGAUCAGUGCUUCAGUACAAAGAGCAGCUGCACUUCAGUACAAAGAGCAAAGAGCGACAGUGCUUCAUUACAAAAAGCAAGAGUGCUUCAGUACAAAGAGCAAAGAGCGAGAGUGCUUCAGUGCAAAGACCAGCAGUGCUUUAGAGCAAAGAGCUGCAGUGCUUCAGUGCAACGAGCAGCAUUCAGCACAAAAAGCAAGGAGCCGCAGUGCUUCAGUGCAGAGCAGCAGUGCUUCAGCACAAAAGGCAAGGAGCCGCAGUGCUUCAGUGCAGAGCAGCAGUGCUUCAGUACAAAAGGCAAGGAGCCGCAGUGCUUCAGUACAAAAGGCAAGGAGCAGCAGUACUUUAAUGCGAAGAGCAGCAGUGCUUCAGUAAUGAGCCAAGAGCAGCAGUGCUUCAGUAAUAAGAGUCAAGAGCAGGAAUGCUUCAUUAAUAUGCCAAGAGCAGCAGUGCUUCAGUAAUAAGAGCAAAGAGCAGCUGUGGUUCAGUACUUAGAGCAGCAGUGCUUUAGUACAAAGAGCUUCAGUGCAAAGAGCAGCAUUGCGGAAGGAAUUCUAGCGAAUUGAGCUACGAGUCAGUCUCAUAGUAUCAGUUACUGCUGUUAAAUCUGGAUUUAAAAAAAUGUGAAAAUAGAGAGCACUGGUGUGGUAGAUAUAACUGAGAAUGAGGCAUGAUGGGAUAUGCCAGCCCUACAGCUGCUUUAGUCACCCCCUCCGCCCUCCCCCCCUCCCUCCAGUCCCAGUAGUUUAUCAUUUAACCCUGAAUCCACAUACUGUUUUUUUUAUGUAGCUGCAGUUUGAAAAUGACACUACAGUUGUUUCAUGAGAGCCAAAUUGAGUGAUAUUCACUCACUGAAAAAGUACUUUUUGUUUUUGUUUGUUGUCCGCAGACUGCUUUGAGGCUUUUCUCGUGUGGUUUUGUAAGCACCUUUGGGGGGUGGGGGUGGUAAAUGUGCCCAGGGGGCAUUGUAAUAAUGGCAUGUACUGAAAGCACUGUUGUACAAGUCAGUUGGUGGCGUGGUUUCAGGCUGGGGCUGUGGAGCUGGCAACGGCAAGACGGGGGUAAUAAAAUAUAGGACAGAUGAUCCUGAUAUUACCCGAGAACAGAAUAACUCCUCCCAAUCACAGAAUAUGUUGGUGACUUCCUAUAAGGAUGUUGAAGGUGAUUGGUGGAUACUUUGCAGGUACUUCCUGGUAAUUCCUACAGGGAUCCCUGAAGAAUAGUCAAAAGUAUCCACCAAUCACUGUAAACACUGUAACCAACAUUCCAUGAUUGGUGAAAGCUCCUGUGUUCUUCCAGUAAGGUGAUGUCAAGACUACUUUCGCCCUGCUAGAUUAUCCCUGCGACCAGAUGCAUCUUUGCUCCUUCCUGUUUUGUGUUUGUUUUUGGUUUUUUUUUUAAACGAGUCUCCACAGUAAGGGGCUGGAGGAACAGUCGCGGGCCUUUCCUUCUCACACAGGAAGAUUGCUUUACACGCUUCAGCGCUAUCGCAUUUAACGUGAGCCGUGUUUACACAGGAAUGUACAAAAUCGGGACAUGCCAAUCACCUUCUCUAGGCUCCUCCCCAGGUUAUAUUUUGUAUCAGCAGAGAAGAACCUCCCCCGCCCUGUCCUGCACAUGACCCCAGAAAGGAUCCCCCCCCCCCCAUGUAAAUGGGUAAAGGGGGAAAUAUGCCGCAUAUAAUGCUGGUGGGGGCUGGCAACGUUAAAAAAAUGUCUCCUUUCACCAAAGUGUGAACCGCCUAGUCCACAUUAUAUUACUCAGUUUUUGAGGCUUUCUGGAAACAGGAGGGGAGACCUAGUUGCUUUUAUGUGUUAUAACUGUUCUUACAUACAAAAAAGAAGGAAAAACCUGACUGUACUAUUUAAAUAAAUGUCAUUAAAAUAUCUUCUAAUUGGGA